Molecule: messenger RNA, 1428 nt
Organism: Phytomonas sp. Hart1
Lineage: Eukaryota; Euglenozoa; Kinetoplastea; Trypanosomatida; Trypanosomatidae
Source: the annotation of a GenBank genome assembly
AUGACCAGUACUGACGAAUGGAAAGGAGCACGAUUUAAAGAGGCCGAAGACCAUUCCCAGGAAACUAACGUACUUCUGGAAAGAAUAAAUGCAACUACGAUACCCGACCUUUUGAAAAGUUCAGGUAAGACUAUUGAUGAACUUGUCGACGAAAUAUUGGUCUUAGAGAAGAAAUGUCGCCUCGGUGAUGACGUUGCCUCUACACGAAGGCUUGCAGUGGAGGCUCUGCGCAUAUGCCGUGUGCAGAAGGAUGUGGUAAAAAUGCUCUCUUUACUUGACACACUAAUGAAAAAGCGGGCUCAAACGAAGCAGGUGCAAGUCGCCAUGAUUGCUGAGAGCGCUGUGGUCCUCCACGAUGAUUCUCUCGAACCCGAAAAGGAGGAAGAUGUCCUUGAGCGACUAGCACAUGUUACUGAUAACAAAAUCCACGUUGAGUUAGAACAUGCACGUUUUACCGUUGAGCUUGCCAAACGCCACGAGGCGCGUGGUAUGAAGCGUUCCGCGUGCGAUAUGCUCUCCGCUUUGCAUGUUGAAACGAUUACUAAUAUGCCACGUCUAGAAAAACUAGAGGCACUCAACCGGCAGAUUCGCCUUUGCCUGGAGUUGGAGGAUUAUGAGCAUACUCCUCUUGUUUCGCGAAAGAUUAAUCAUACUGCUCUACGUCGGGAGGAGGCUAUGGAGCAGAAAUUGGUGUAUUUUUCGCUUAUGCGUCAGUACUACGCGAAGAAAGGUUCUUAUUUUAAUUUAGGUCGUUGUUGGUAUGAAACUUACCUUACUCUUACUGACGCCAAGCAGAAACUUGGCGCCUUAAGUAACAUGAUGGUUCACUACCUCAUUUCAGAGCAUUCCACAGUGAAAGAAAUCGAGGACAUGGCCGAAUGCACCGCAUUUUCCCCCGCUACGAAAAUGCAAGACAGAGUAUUGGCGCUUUCAGAAAUAUCCCAAACACUCAAAUCUAACUUGGAGGAUUUACCAAAUUUACAUUUUCUCCUUAAACAGUUCAACAGUAUCGACGUGAUCAGGGAGCGAAUAAAAAGAGAAGUGGAUGAUAUAUGCGGCACGCACCCGGAGCUGAAAGACUAUCCAGAACGCCAAGAAUUGCUUCUUAAUCGAUGCAGUGAGCAUGAUUUGAUUGUGAUCUCGCGUUUUUACACGCGUAUUCGUCUCACACGGCUUUCCGAGCUAGUCGGGCUUUCGCAAUCGCAUACCGAGUCGUUUAUUAUGUCUAUGGUGUCUAAUAAGACGUUGUACGCUAAGAUCGAUCGCGUGGAUGGACUUGUGGUGUUUGAACCUCCUCAAAACACCAUUGAGGUGAUGGCAUCAUGGAAUGCAGCGGUGGAGCGCAGUGUGGCUCUUUUAGACAAGGCGUCGCAUCUCAUAACAAAGGAACGAAUGCUGCAUAAUUUACCUCAAUAUACUGCGAGUUAG